Messenger RNA from Diceros bicornis minor, 5087 nucleotides. It is a transcript of the gene SLC12A1, whose product is annotated as solute carrier family 12 member 1. Gene Ontology annotation, biological process: chloride transmembrane transport; potassium ion homeostasis; sodium ion homeostasis. The coding region runs from base 1 to 3303 and encodes 1100 amino acids. Gene Ontology annotation, cellular component: membrane. The transcript has 26 exons. Lineage: Eukaryota; Metazoa; Chordata; Mammalia; Perissodactyla; Rhinocerotidae. The record is from RefSeq and is a predicted model, not a curated record. Gene Ontology annotation, molecular function: sodium:potassium:chloride symporter activity.
AUGUCACUGAACAAUUCUUCCAAUGUAUUUCUGGAUUCGGUGCCCAGUAGUACCAAUCGCUUUCAAGUUAAUGUCAUAAAAGAGAGCCAGGAGAGCAGUGCGGCUGCGGAUGACAACGCCGACCCCCCGCAUUAUGAAGAGACCUCUUUCGGGGAUGCAGCCCAGAACAGAUUCAGAAUCAGCUUUAGGCCUGGGAAUCAGGAGUGCUAUGACAAUUUCCUCCAAAAUGGAGACACUGCUAAAACAGAUGCCAGUUUUCAUGCCUAUGAUUCUCACACAAACACAUACUACCUACAAACCUUUGGCCACAACACCGUGGAUGCCGUUCCCAAGAUCGAGUACUAUCGCAAUACGGGCAGCGUCAGUGGGCCCAAGGUCAACCGACCCAGCCUGCUCGAGAUUCACGAACAACUUGCAAAGGAUGUGGCAGUGGCCCCGGGUUCAGCUGACAGGGUUGCUAAUGGUGAUGGGACGCCUGGAGAUGAACAAGCUGAAAACCAGGAAGAUGACGAUAAAGGCGGUGCUGUGAAGUUUGGAUGGGUGAAAGGUGUGCUGGUAAGAUGCAUGCUGAAUAUCUGGGGCGUCAUGCUCUUCAUUCGCCUCUCCUGGAUUGUUGGAGAAGCUGGAAUUGGUCUUGGAGUCAUCAUCAUUGGCCUGAGUGUGGUAGUGACAACACUCACAGGUAUUUCUAUGUCUGCUAUUUGCACAAAUGGAGUAGUAAGAGGAGGUGGGGCCUACUAUCUUAUUUCCAGAAGCUUAGGGCCCGAGUUCGGUGGGUCUAUAGGCUUGAUCUUUGCUUUUGCCAAUGCAGUAGCUGUUGCUAUGUAUGUGGUGGGAUUUGCUGAGACUGUGGUAGAUCUUCUUAAGGAGAGUGAUUCAAUGAUGGUGGACCCAACCAAUGACAUCCGGAUAAUAGGCUCCAUCACAGUGGUGAUUCUUUUAGGAAUUUCAGUAGCUGGAAUGGAAUGGGAAGCAAAGGCUCAAGUGAUUCUUCUGAUCAUUCUUCUCAUUGCUAUUGCAAACUUCUUCAUUGGAACAGUCAUUCCAUCCAACAAUGAGAAGAGGUCCAAAGGUUUCUUUAAUUACCAAGCAUCAAUAUUUGCAGAAAACUUUGGGCCAAGCUUCACGAAAGGUGAAGGCUUCUUCUCUGUCUUUGCCAUUUUCUUCCCAGCAGCUACUGGGAUUCUUGCAGGUGCCAAUAUCUCAGGAGAUUUGGAGGAUCCCCAAGAUGCCAUCCCCAGAGGAACCAUGUUGGCCAUUUUCAUCACCACUGUCGCCUACAUAGGAGUUGCUAUUUGUGUAGGGGCCUGUGUGGUCCGAGAUGCCACUGGGAACAUGAAUGACACCAUCAUUUCUGGGAUUAACUGCAAUGGUUCAGCAGCCUGUGGGCUGGGCUACGACUUCUCAAGAUGUCGAGGUGAACCGUGCCAGUAUGGGCUGAUGAACAAUUUCCAGGUCAUGAGCAUGGUGUCAGGGUUUGGUCCCCUCAUCACUGCUGGCAUCUUUUCUGCAACGCUCUCCUCAGCCCUGGCCUCCCUCGUCAGCGCACCCAAAGUGUUCCAGGCGCUGUGCAAGGACAACAUCUACAAAGCCCUGCAGUUCUUUGCAAAGGGAUACGGGAAAAACAACGAACCCCUGAGGGGGUACAUCCUCACCUUUGUCAUAGCCAUGGCGUUCAUUCUCAUUGCGGAACUGAACACCAUCGCUCCCAUCAUCUCCAACUUUUUCCUGGCCUCAUAUGCACUCAUUAAUUUCUCUUGCUUCCAUGCCUCUUAUGCCAAAUCUCCAGGAUGGAGACCUGCAUAUGGAAUUUACAAUAUGUGGGUGUCUCUUUUUGGAGCUGUUUUGUGCUGUGCAGUCAUGUUUGUCAUCAACUGGUGGGCAGCUGUCAUCACCUACGUCAUUGAGUUCUUCCUCUAUAUCUAUGUGACUUAUAAGAAGCCAGAUGUGAACUGGGGCUCCUCCACACAGGCUCUUUCCUAUGUGAGCGCUUUAGACAAUGCUCUGGAAUUAACUACAGUGGAAGACCACGUGAAAAAUUUCAGGCCUCAGUGCAUUGUUUUAACAGGGGGACCCACGACAAGACCUGCUCUCCUGGACAUAACUCAUGCCUUUACCAAGAACAGUGGCCUUUGCAUCUGUUGUGAAGUCUUUGUGGGACCACGCAAGCUGUGUGUUAAAGAGAUGAACAGUGGCAUGGCAAAAAAGCAGGCCUGGCUUAUCAAGAACAAAAUCAAGGCUUUUUAUGCUGCAGUGGCAGCAGAUUGUUUCAGGGAUGGUGUCCGAAGUCUCCUUCAGGCCUCGGGCUUAGGAAGAAUGAAACCAAACACUCUGGUGAUUGGAUAUAAAAAAAACUGGAGGAAAGCUCCCUUGACAGAGAUUGAAAACUACGUGGGAAUCAUACAUGAUGCGUUUGAUUUUGAGAUUGGUGUGGUCAUAGUCAGAAUCAGCCAAGGGUUUGACAUCUCUCAAGUGCUUCAGGUGCAAGAUGAGUUAGAGAAAUUGGAACAGGAGAGGCUGGCUUUGGAAGCCACUAUCAAAGACAACGAAUGUGAAGAAGGAAGUCGCGGCAUCCGAGGCUUGUUUAAAAAAGCUGGCAAGUUGACCAUUACUAAGCCAACUCCUAAAAAAGACAGCAGCAUUAACACAAUCCGGUCAAUGCACGUCGGGGAAUUCAACCAGAAGCUGGUGGAAGCCAGCAACCAAUUCAAAAAGAAGCAAGGAAAAGGCACAAUUGAUGUUUGGUGGUUGUUUGAUGAUGGAGGGUUAACACUCCUGAUCCCCUAUAUCUUGACUCUCAGAAAAAAAUGGAAGGACUGCAAAUUAAGAAUCUAUGUAGGAGGGAAGAUCAAUCGCAUUGAGGAAGAAAAAAUUGCAAUGGCUUCCCUUCUGAGCAAAUUCAGGAUAAAGUUUGCAGACAUCCAUAUCAUUGGUGACAUCAACGUGAAGCCAAACAAAGAAAGCUGGAAAGUCUUUGAAGAGAUGAUUGAACCAUAUCGUCUCCAUGAAAGCUGCAAAGAUUUAACAACUGCUGAGAAAUUAAAGAGAGAAACUCCAUGGAAAAUUACAGAUGCAGAACUGGAAGCAGUCAAGGAAAAGAGUUAUCGCCAAGUUCGACUGAACGAACUCCUACAGGAGCACUCAAGAGCUGCUAAUCUCAUUGUCCUGAGCCUUCCAGUGGCAAGAAAAGGAUCUAUAUCAGAUUGGCUGUACAUGGCUUGGUUGGAAAUCCUCACAAAGAAUCUCCCUCCUGUCUUACUAGUUAGAGGAAAUCACAAAAAUGUCCUGACAUUUUACUCUUAGAACAUGAAAGAUUGGAACAUAUUUUAACUUAACAUAUGAAUAAUUAAGAAAUAUGUUCCAGUACUGUUAAAAAACAAAAUAUUCAAUGGAGUAAAUUUGAAGAUCUAAUUGGCUUUAUUCAACAAUUUACGAAUCAGGCAGCAUCCGAUCUAGCAAAUAGAAGUGCCCUCCGAGGAGUUGUACAAAAUGGAAGGUUUUUAUAGGAAGGAGGGUGGGGCAAGGAAGUUAUUAGCAAAAGAAAAGAAAGGUUAGUUUCAGGCCAGGUCGUCGUAUUGUGGAGGGAAGGAAAUAGCAGGGGUUUUAUCAUGCGUAUUAUCUCACAAGUGCUAAUCGGGAAAUUUCAGAUUGACUGUUUUCAAGGUCACAUUUCUGGGAGGGCUUGAAACUGCAAUUUAGUCUCGGUUUGCUGUCCUGGGGGCAAAUGACUCCAUUUUAGGCCUGCUGCCUCUUUUCUAACAGUACUUUAUGUUGUAAAUCUGAUCUUUGGAUAUGCAAACCUCUGGAGACUAUCCUACAGGAUUCCACAGAAACUUUGUCAUUUUUUUUUUUUGUUAGUUAAUGGGAGCUAAUUUUUUUCUGUCAGCUUAAGGGAGUGUCAAAGCCAAUGCUACCCCUAAAAAACAUUUUUGUCAUUACUGUUGAUAAGAAAAUUAAGCAAACCCAUGCCAGCUUAUGCUCAUGAAAACUACCAACUAGACUGUAAGCUUCUCCAGGCAAACCUAAUCUUUUGUUUGCUCCCAGGCCCUGGUAUAGGUCUCAGCCCCACAGCAGUUCUCAUUAAUGCUUAUUGACAGGCUAGUAUAGUAACCAUGGGCGGUUAUCAAAGGAAAAGACCAACUGGGCUGGAAACGUGAUUAUGCUUGGCCUUCUGAGAGGCUUAUACUAAAAAGAAGAUUUGAAAAUCAAUUAGCUGAAAACUUUAAGAAGUACUUGAGUCUACAAAAUGUUUAAAGCAGUUACCUAAAUAAGAUAAUUUAAUGUAACACAGAUUAUAUACUUAGAGCAAUCUGAGCGAUCAUUGAUAACACACGGCUUUAAUUUGCUGCUGACUGACAAGUAUAUUAGCUGGAUUAGAGGGCAACAUAUAUUCCAAUUAAAUGAAAUUAUUUCAUUCUUAAUAUAUAAACUUUAAUUGUUCUCCCUACUAAAUAUUCUGAAAUUUCCAUCGUAGUAUUACUUUACAUAUUUUUUCUAAUUAAGUGGUUAGCACAGAUGAAAUCUUCGUAGGCAUCUAAUUGAAAACUGAGUACCACAAAUUCUCAAACCAUUAUAAAUAUAUCCUGAAUCAUAUACUUAGUGACUUUAUAUAGUGAUUGUAUGGAUUUAAAAGAAUAAUUGAGGGCCGGCCCGGUGGCUUAGCGGUUAGGUGCGUGCGCUACGCUGCUAGCGGUCUGGGUUCGGAUCCCAGGCGCGCACCGACGCACCGCUUCUCUGGCCACGCUGAGGCCGCAUCCCACAUACAGCCAACUAGAAGGAUGUGCAGCUAUGACAUACAACUAUCUACUGGGGAUUUGGGGCAAAAAAAUAGAUAAAUAAAAUUUUAAAAAAUAAAGAAUAAUUGAAAUGUAAAGUGGAGAAACUUGCAAAAUUUGGAAUAUACAAGUAUUGAUUUUUUUCAUUUUUGUUAGUAUUCCUAUAACACUUAAUCACAUUGAAAAACCAACAAAAUUUUUUUCUGAUGGAUGGCUUGAUUUUUUUUUCCUGACAUGUUUUGACUGUUUAUUCUAACUGAUAAAAUAUAAGAGAAACAAUGAACCUGAAAUAAAAGCACUCUUUUAAACUCG